CUCCUCCUCUACCUAUAGCAGUCUCUUUCCUCCACCCUCUCCCCUGCACCCAGCUGACAGCAUCUCUCUCUCUCCGGCUCUAGGAUCAGAUCUAAGACUUGGACCGAGUCAGGAUGCCACCCAGCGGGCUGAAGGCAGUGGUGGGAGAAAAGAUAAUGCACGAUGUGAUCCGGAAGGUUAAGAAGAAAGGAGAGUGGAAGGUCCUAGUGGUAGAUCAGCUCAGCACACGUAUGUUGUCGUCAUGCUGCAAGAUGACGGAUAUCAUGACUGAAGGGAUUACAAUUGUUGAAGACAUUAAUAAACGGAGAGAGCCACUUCCCAGCCUGGAGGCGGUGUAUUUAAUCACACCCUCAGAAAAGUCUGUUCACUCCCUCAUCAAUGACUUCAAAGAUCCUCCUUCCGCUAAGUACAAAGCAGCACACGUCUUCUUUACUGACUCUUGUCCAGACAGUCUGUUUAAUGAGCUGGUCAAAUCACGAGCUUCCAAAGUCAUCAAGACUUUGACUGAGAUAAACAUUGCUUUUCUGCCCUACGAGUCACAGGUAUUCUCCUUGGAUUACCCUGACUCCUUCCACAGCUUUUACAGCCCUCACAAGGCUCAGAUGAAGAACCCGAUCCUGGAGCGUCUUGCAGAGCAGCUAGCCACUUUGUGCGCCACCUUAAAAGAGUAUCCGGCUGUACGCUACCGCGGAGAUUACAAAGAUAAUGCAAUGCUUGCACAGCUGAUCCAAGAUAAGCUAGAUGCGUACAAGGCCGAUGAUCCAACUAUGGGGGAGGGUCCGGACAAGGCUCGCUCACAGCUCAUCAUCUUAGAUCGAGGCUUUGAUCCUGCAUCUCCAGUUCUGCACGAACUUACUUUCCAGGCUAUGAGUUACGACCUCCUGCCGGUGGAGAACGAUGUCUACAAGUAUGAGACCAGUGGCAUAGGAGAGAACCGAGUAAAGGAGGUGCUGCUGGAUGAAGACGAUGAGCUCUGGGUGGCUUUGCGUCACAAGCACAUUGCCGAAGUGUCUCAAGAAGUAACUCGCUCUCUAAAGGAUUUCUCAUCCAGCAAAAGGAUGAACACAGGGGACAAGACAACGAUGAGGGAUCUCUCUCAAAUGCUGAAGAAGAUGCCGCAGUAUCAGAAGGAGCUGAGUAAGUACUCAACUCACUUACACCUGGCUGAAGACUGCAUGAAGCACUAUCAGGGAACUGUGGAUAAACUCUGCCGUGUGGAACAGGAUCUUGCGAUGGGCACAGAUGCAGAGGGAGAGAAGAUUAAGGAUCCCAUGCGGGCCAUCGUCCCCAUCCUUCUGGAUGGAAAUGUCAGCACAUAUGAUAAGAUCCGUAUCAUUCUCCUGUACAUCUUCCUUAAGAAUGGGAUCACUGAGGAGAAUCUGAACAAGUUGAUCCAACACGCACAGAUUCCACCAGAGGACAGCGAAAUUAUCACCAAUAUGGGUCAUUUAGGUGUCCCCAUCAUCACUGAUUCCACACUCCGUCGCAGGAGUAAACCAGACCGCAAAGAGAGAAUCAGUGAACAGACCUAUCAACUGUCUCGAUGGACACCAGUCGUAAAAGAUAUCAUGGAGGACACCAUAGAAGACAAACUGGACACCAAACACUACCCGUACAUCUCCACCCGCUCCUCCGCUUCUUUUAGUACCACAGCUGUAAGUGCCCGCUACGGACACUGGCAUAAAAACAAGGCCCCAGGAGAGUAUCGCGCUGGUCCUCGUCUGAUCAUCUUCAUCCUGGGCGGAGCGUGUCUCAGUGAAAUGCGUUGUGCAUAUGAGGUAUCACAAGCCAGCGGCAAGUGGGAGGUCCUCGUAGGCUCCACCCAUAUUCUCACCCCUCAGAAACUCCUGGACGCUCUGAAGAGAAUGAAUAAAACAGAUGAUGAAAUCAGCAGUUAGAUUUCCUUUCUCCCCAAACUGUUAUAGCCCACUUCUCCCGAGACCUCAUUUUACCCCACCCAGCCCAACCACUGGCUGCUGAAGAGCAGAAGAGCAAUAGUCUGCAGUUUAUUCUUUGCCCACGAGCAGAAAGGGAGUUAUUGUCACCCUACCCUACUUCUAACCAAUGCUAUUUUUUGGCCUCUGAGAUAGGCUCCUUAACAUUAAGGCAUGGAUGUACGUUUGGACAUUUUGUAACACCACCCCCUCCUUUUACCCUUUUACCCCUGGCUUUGUGGAGAUUCUGUAUUGUCUGUUCAUCCUGGAAUUUGUAAUGAGCCCAGUGCAUUCUGGGUCUUGUGUUUUGGAUUAUUGACUAUUUUUUCAUGCACUGUAUCCUGGGCCGUGUUCCCUGGAUGUACACCUAUUACACCAUCCAUGCACUGAAUUUUUCUCUGUUGUACAGUUGCGUUGCUUUGCAUUCAGAGCCCUUUUCACUAUGUAGCCUACGAAUGCAACAUAUUCUGGAUUUCUCUAUAUUUUCUCUUUUCCUCAUUUUAUAUAGUUCUAUUUCCCAUAAUGCACUUUGCUUCCAUGUCAUCACUGGACAUGCAAAAAACGCUGUAGAGCUUUGUAGCCUGCAGCAGCCCCCAGUGUUAUAAAGCACAACUGGCAAUGGGGUAAAUAUCUGGUGAUGCCAUUAAUGUCCAACCCUAAGUUUUCCAAUCUUAACACAGUCUAGAUCUAGAAUAUGCUGCAUCCGUACAUGUUUACUCAUAAAGUGUAUGUUUAAUACCACUAUUCUGAAGCAAACCUUCCCAGUACUCUCUCCCACCAACUGAUUUGUUAACUGUUCAGGAAAUGUGUGUAUCUGUAUUUGAGUGAGCUUGACCUGCCUCACCAAUUGGAAAUGAAUGCUUGCAUCCUUAUUGUGUGUAGCGACCUAAAUGUUUGAAUUUAGUUCUGUCUUAUAUAAUAUAUAAAGAGAUAUUUAUGUUUAGAGAUAGAAGGGGUGAGGCUCAGGCUUUGAAUAUGCUAGACUGCAGCCUAAAUCUGUGUGACUCUUAAUUUUUGUAAUAACUGCCUAGUAUUUAAUAUAAAUCAUGUGGUCUAUUUACUAACCUUGGAGGGAGAUAAAGUGGACUGAGUAAAAGUACCAGCCAGUCAGCUCCUAACUGUCCUUUCUCAAACACGGCCUGUGACAUGGCAGUUAGGAGCCGAUUGGCUGGUACUAUAACACCAUCCACGGCUUAGUAAAUAGACCCCUUAAUCCCAGAAUUGAGCGCUGCUCAAUGCCAUUACUUCUGACACGGAACCUUACAUCGGUGUUUGGCUGUAGAUCUAGUAUAUGAGAUAAGCCUAAGGAAGCCAUUUUGUUGGUACAGGAAGUCAGGCCUGUUUGCACUGAAUGCCUGAGGAAACUCUUACAGACCCCAACCCUUUUGAGCCACAUAAAGUUAUUUUACCCUAAAAUGGGCUGCUUGUGAGAGGUCUAGAAAUUCCCCGUGUUGGUGUUGUAAACGGCUAUGCAAUCUGUAAAUGUGUUUAAUGAUUUGCCGUGAAAUUACAUCAUUUCGCUUCAUGCUUGCUCUAGAUGGUUGAAGCCUCUGCUAAUUGAUUAUACAGAUUGAUCAGAAAGCAAAAAUGGAAUAAACCCAUGUUAAACCCUAUAAGAAUGAACGCAGCCUCACUCCUCCAUUUCCUGUAAUAUUUGUUCUGUGAUCCAGUUUGUCAUUUUUGCCUGCAAAUAAAGAGAUUUAAAACAGCA
This is a messenger RNA of Pseudophryne corroboree (corroboree frog), 3645 nucleotides long. It is a transcript of the gene STXBP1, whose product is annotated as syntaxin binding protein 1. The record is from RefSeq and is a predicted model, not a curated record. Gene Ontology annotation, biological process: intracellular protein transport; vesicle-mediated transport; neurotransmitter secretion. Gene Ontology annotation, cellular component: secretory granule; plasma membrane. The transcript is spliced from 19 exons. The coding region runs from base 114 to 1898 and encodes 594 amino acids. Gene Ontology annotation, molecular function: syntaxin-1 binding. NCBI's taxonomy places the organism in Eukaryota, Metazoa, Chordata, Amphibia, Anura, Myobatrachidae.